AAGCAAAUGAGUGGAAACUGGGCUGAAGAACUGCGACGGGAAGCCCGUCAGCUGGAAAACGAGAUUGACACAAAGCUCGUCUCGUUCGGCAAGCUCGCUGCUGGGUUUUCAGGGCUCGAUCAUGCAACAUCGUCGUCGCAGGCGGAUGGCGUCCCGCUGCUGGCGGCGUCGACAAGCGAACAUGUGGCAGACACGAUGGCAAUUGAGCUGGAGCAGUUGCUGGUGAAACUGUCCAAUGUGAACGAGGCCAUGACCGAACAUGUCAACAUGAGCCAGUUUUCAAACCCCGCGCUCGUGCACACGCUGCAGCGGCAUCGCGACAUCCUCACAGACUACACCCAAGAGUUUCGAAAAACAAAGUCCACGCUCCUGGCCAAUCGAGAGCGCGACGACUUGCUAAACUCGGUCCGACGGGACAUUUCGUCCUUCAAGGCAAGCUCGGGUCUCCAACGUCGCUCCGACUAUUUCGCCAAAGAGAAUGAGCAUCUUAUGAAUUCCCAGCGUGUGGCCGAUGAUGCCAUUGGUAUCGCCAUUAACGCCAAGGAGUCGAUGGCUCAGCAGCGAAGUACCUUUCAAAACAUCAACAACCGAAUGGGCAAUGUUUUCAACCGCUUUCCCCAGCUCAACAACCUCAUGCAGAAAAUCAACUUGCGCAAACGGCGUGACGCUAUUAUUCUUGGUCUGGUCAUUGCAGCAUGCUUAAUUUUCUUGCUGCUGUUCGCGCUUCGUCGUUGAUGCGCUCGAUGUUUUUUUGUUGAAGCGCUGUUUGUUUUUUUUCUGCUUGAUUUUCUUCACUUCAAUUGCUUGAUCGCUGCUGUGUCACGCUUAUUGCUAUUUCUUUGCGAUUGCCGUUGCUUUUGGAGAGCGGGAAGACUUUUUUUUUUUAAGUUUGAGACGUUUUUUUGUACUCUGUAGUUGAUUCCCUGCUCGAGUGCCUUUGCACCCCGAAAUGCGCGCAUCGUGUGUUAUUUUUCCCUGCUCCUGUAAAUGUGAUUUGUAUGUAAUGUGACAAUAGACGGGACAGUUUGGUCGAGCAA
Molecule: messenger RNA, 1037 nt
Organism: Capsaspora owczarzaki ATCC 30864
Lineage: Eukaryota; Filasterea; Ministeriida; Capsasporidae
Product: vesicle transport V-SNARE protein
Exons: 5
Coding region: 7-735 (242 amino acids)
Biological process (GO): endoplasmic reticulum to Golgi vesicle-mediated transport; vesicle fusion
Cellular component (GO): Golgi medial cisterna; cis-Golgi network; Golgi membrane
Molecular function (GO): SNAP receptor activity
Source: RefSeq, a predicted model, not a curated record